AUGGGUUCAUCCUCAGGAAGAAGUCAAAACUACACGCCCUUAAACGCUUCACUCGAUCAGGUGCUCAUGCAAAUCAAAGAUGGCCCUUCUUUAAAGUGGCCGGAAAAGAUGAAAGGAGAUCCCAAUAAGCGCAAUAAGAAUAAAUAUUGUCGCUUCCAUAGAGAUCAUAGGCAUGACAUGGACGAGUGUUAUGACUUGAAGCAGCAGAUAGAAAAUCUCAUUAGACAAGGAAAGUUUAGGCACUUCGUUGGAAGGGAUUAUAAAGAUGAGAAGUUGAAGGGAAAGAUGGAGGAAUCAUCAUGGCCCUCACUAGGAGAGAUAAGGGUUAUCAUAGGAGGGACUUCGACGAGACAGUCUUCCAAGUCAAAGAAGACGUAUCUCAAAGUGGUGCAAAAUGUCCAACUCUUUGGACGAUCCCCAAGGACGAGAGCAAUUGACGAGCCAACUAUUUCAUUCACCGACGAAGAGGCUGAAAGGAUCCAUCACCCGCAUGAUGACGUAAUUGUCAUUACCCUGCUCAUCGCAAAUUAUACAACCAGGAGAGUGUUGAGGAAUAAUGGAAGUUCAACAGAUAUAUUGUACUACCCUGCCUUCCAAUAG
This is a messenger RNA of Quercus lobata, 600 nucleotides long. RefSeq lists its product as uncharacterized. The coding region runs from base 1 to 600 and encodes 199 amino acids. The transcript has a single exon. The record is from RefSeq and is a predicted model, not a curated record. NCBI's taxonomy places the organism in Eukaryota, Viridiplantae, Streptophyta, Magnoliopsida, Fagales, Fagaceae.